Messenger RNA from Gongylonema pulchrum, 312 nucleotides. The record is from the annotation of a GenBank genome assembly. Lineage: Eukaryota; Metazoa; Nematoda; Chromadorea; Rhabditida; Gongylonematidae.
AUGAAUGCGUCAUGCUUGGGAGCGUUCUGCACUACACGGCUGCGGAAAUUACGUGUGUUGCAACGUUAUGACGAAGUGAAAACGUUGCAAAAUGUGCUUCGGCAGAGUCAGGUUAUGCAAAUCAGUGGAGCGCCUCUGGUUUCACUACAACUUAGCGGCAUGGCCCUGAAGCCGAAUAUGUUCGCUAAAUUGUGCGAUGCUUUGAAACAAACGCUCACUGAGUUAUUUCUUGCUGGAGCACUCUGUAAUCCACCGGAUUUCGACCACUACAUCACCGCUAUCGGCACGUUUUUAAAUUUGACCUUUUUUUAA